CAGCAUUUUGCCAUACUGGCUCUCUACAUCUACUUUGUUCCCAUUUUGUUAUCAUUGUUUUUUAACUUCAAUCCAAGACUGGUCUGUUGGAAGUCUGCCGGCAUCAACGAAGCGAGUUCUUCUUCUAACACCAAAGAAAAUGGGGAUCGACUCUGGAGUUAAUAUUUCAGAUGAUGUUGCACCUUACGGAGGAAAAAGUGCCUUUACUCAAACUGAGCACAACAUCGUGGCUGGAUAUCUUAUUACUGCAGGAGUCAUCAGUUUAACAAGCAACAUCGUGGUGCUGCUCAUGUUUGUGAAGUUCAAGGAGCUCCGCACGGCCACCAACUUCAUUAUCAUCAACCUGGCAUUAACUGAUGUUGGAGUGGCUGGUAUCGGCUAUCCCAUGUCAGCUGCCUCAGACAUCCAUGGCAGCUGGAAAUUUGGCUACACUGGUUGUCAGAUCUAUGCAGCUCUUAACAUCUUUUUUGGCAUGGCCAGUAUCGGCCUGUUGACUGUGGUGGCCAUCGACCGCUAUCUCACCAUCUGCAGACCAGACAUAGGGCAGAAAAUGUCGAUGCAAUCAUACAACCUUCUCAUUCUGGCAGCGUGGCUGAAUGCUGUGUUCUGGUCCUCCAUGCCCAUAGUGGGAUGGUCUGGAUAUGCUCCUGACCCUACUGGAGCUACAUGCACCAUCAACUGGAGACAGAAUGAUGCCUCCUUCAUCUCCUACACCAUGGCAGUGAUCGGAGUGAACUUUGUGUUGCCUCUGUCUGUCAUGUUUUACUGCUACUACAACGUGUCAGCCACUGUGAAGAGAUACAAAGCCGGCAACUGCCUGGACAGCAUCAACAUCGACUGGUCGGAUCAGAUGGAUGUCACCAAGAUGUCCAUGGUGAUGAUUGUCAUGUUCCUGGUGGCCUGGUCUCCCUACUCCAUGGUGUGCCUCUGGGCAUCCUUUGGUGACCCCAAGACCAUACCUGCCACGAUGGCCAUCAUCGCUCCACUCUUUGCCAAGUCCUCCACUUUUUACAACCCCUGCAUUUAUGUUAUUGCCAACAAAAAGUUCAGAAGAGCCAUAAUAGGAAUGGUCCGAUGUCAAUCCAGGCAGCGGAUCACCAUCAAUACCCAGGUUCCACUGACAACCUCCCAACAACCUCUGACCCUGUGAGAUGAAAUUAUUAUGACUCUGUAAAAAUGUACCCUGGCAUUGAAGCCAUGUAUAGAUGAUUGCUAUGAUGAAAUAACAUCAAUCACUAUAUUUCUUUCUGUUGGAGCUAUUUUUUGUGUUUUGAUUACCUAAGUGUGGUUUUUACUGUGUAAAUUCCACUUCCUGUGGCAUUGUAGUCAUUGUUUGUGUUCCAGUUACUCAAAUAACAAACUGACAAUGAAAAUC
Molecule: messenger RNA, 1375 nt
Organism: Platichthys flesus (European flounder)
Lineage: Eukaryota; Metazoa; Chordata; Actinopteri; Pleuronectiformes; Pleuronectidae
Gene: rrh
Product: retinal pigment epithelium-derived rhodopsin homolog
Exons: 7
Coding region: 140-1150 (336 amino acids)
Biological process (GO): G protein-coupled receptor signaling pathway; visual perception
Cellular component (GO): membrane; photoreceptor outer segment
Molecular function (GO): G protein-coupled receptor activity
Source: RefSeq, a predicted model, not a curated record